Messenger RNA from Procambarus clarkii (red swamp crayfish), 3004 nucleotides. The record is from RefSeq and is a predicted model, not a curated record. Lineage: Eukaryota; Metazoa; Arthropoda; Malacostraca; Decapoda; Cambaridae.
GUUUCUAGCCCGGUAUCCGAAAUUGCAGUAGACGACUUGACCAGUCCCCGGCAAGGACUUGGACGUCCGUGAGCCGUAGCUGCCCCUAACCCCACUACCACAACAACAACAGAGGCCCUUGUUUAUUAAAGAGGAACUUUGGUGUUGUACAAAGAACAUUCUCCUCUCAACCAAGAAGACAUCGAUAACUUCCAACCUCUGCCAAAUCAUGAACAUUGAUGUGCUACUGUGAGUGCCGCAUCUAUCAACAUCACCACUCGUGCAGUCAUCGGUGGAAAACCUUCAUGCAAAUUGCAUGUAUCGCGAAGAAGAAGAAACAUGACAACAGGAUGAACCUCAUAUUAAAAGAUGGCGUCCCUGCACGAGUUUUGUGAUAGUUCGAGCAUUGAUAAAACUCUUGGAUGGUAUAAAUUUUGGCUGUUACCAAGAGUAUGCUGAAGUAAUAGAAUAAUGCUGUUUUGAAAUGCUAAAUGUCCCAGUGGAGAAGUGUUAAAUAUUGCUGUACAGUACAGUAUUGAAGUUGUAAACAGUAUUUUCCUGCAGUAUUUUUAAUCAUUUUUUUUUCACUGAUCACUUCUGUAUUUUGCUGCAAAAUAGACUAAUAGUACUGUGAGAAAAUAUUGAGGCCAUAUGAUGGAAUCGAAUCUGCAUCCCUUCUCUUCUCUGUUAACCCUUAUUUUGUGUUGUGAAAUUGAACCCUUAUUUUGUGUUGUGAAAUUGAGAUGUGAGAAUUUGUGUAUUCUCCAGAGUCAACUAGAGUGAACUGUGAACUUGUACAGCCCAGUGUUCACAGUCCUAAUUCUUAGGAGGCCAAAACUUAUCACCAAACCUGCAUACUGUAUUCAUUAUUCAUGGCAGGUUUACCAUAUUUUCCUGCAUUUGACCCAAAUGCUGGUCAUACCAAUGCUUUUCAUAGGUGGGUCAAAUGGCUGAAAAGAUUUGAAAAUAUGCUGAAGGUUUUAGACAUAGAGGAAUCUGAACAAAAAUGUGCCUUUUUAUUUCACUAUGUGGGGGAGCAGGUAUGUAACAUAUUUGACUCGCUAGAGGGCACUGGUGAUGAAAAAGAUUAUGAUACUGCCAAAGCUAAAUUGACUGAGUAUUUCAGACCUAGACAAAAUACUGUUAUGGAAAUAAUGCAGUUCAGGCAAGCCAAGCAGCAUCCAAAUGAGACCAUAAACCAAUACCAUGCACGUCUACAGACUCUGUCAACAUACUGUGGGUUCAGCAACAAAGAUGAAGAAAUUAAACAACAAAUAAUUGAGACAUGCACAUCGUUGGUUCUACGCCAACGUGCCUUGGAACUCGCUGAUGAGGAAAGUACUUUAGCCAAGGUACUGGACAUUGCUCGUAUCAUAGAGAUUUGUGGUGACAAUACAUCUAAUGAUGUAAAUCAGGGUCGUGGGGCUAUAGCCAAAAUUGAAAGGAGCCAAGGAACUCCGUCAAAACGAAAACAACAACCUACACUAGGGUACAACAGCAGGAAAUGUCACAAUUGUGGAGGUUGUUAUCCACACCAUGGUGGUGUAACUGCCUGUCCUGCUUAUGGUAGGAAAUGCCGUGAAUGUGGAAAAGUGGGACAUUAUGGCAUUGUGUGUAAUUUGGCAGUGAAGAAAUCACUGGCAACUAUCAACAGUGCUGCAAAGUUCAAGUAACUGGAGGUGAGGUGGCAAACCAUUAUAAUGUACCUUAGUCCAAGAACAUUUCCAAUGUACAAAACCACUUCUGACAAAUGGCUUCCGAUUACAAUGAAAGUGAUUACUUAUGGAGGCCAGCCCAAUGAGGAGUGAUUGCACUCAUAAGCCUGAAAUUGUGUACAUUCCAUCUGUAUUAGGUCUAGUUUGAACAUUAGUAGGUACCAUUAAUGCAUUUCAACACUAGAUUUUCAGAGCUAGAGAACAAGGAUGGCAUCACUAGCAAGUAUGUCUUUAUAGCAGCAUGGCUGAUGCUGGGAACAUUCACAACAAAAAUUAGGUCAUAGGGUGCAAUCUUUUUAGUACAAUUUAUAUCAAGUUUACUAAGGUGCUAAUGUUCAGCUUCAGUCAGGUCAACCUAAAGUUAAUCUAGCUUUCCAAUGUAACCUAGAAGCAACAUGGAUGCCAUUGUCUCCCAAUAUUUCAUGGCAUGCUUCAGCGAUUUUGCAAUAGCCUAUUGUCUUUUAAUAAACAUCAAACUUCACAAAGUGGAAAAUUAGAGGAAGUGUAAGUUACUGCCAGACUUGCAAUGUUCUUUACAAAUUUGCCACAAAUGCAUUAUAAAUUUUAAAGUACAUAAUAAUAAGAUGCACAUUUACUGAAGAAAAGGCUAAUGAAACUUUAUCAUUUAGCUCAUGACACACCCAGUCAAGGAAUCAACAUGAGUUUCACAUCUAGGUGGACUUUAAGCAAGUAAUAAUGACCACAAGAAAAGUUCACACCAUGGCUUAGUUAAGUUCACUAUAUAAAUCCAUCAACUUUUUGUAUCUCACCUUGUAUGUAUGUACUUUACCUGAAUAAAUAUUUGUAUUUGUAAGUGAUAUACUUAGCUGUUUUUGGCAUCUACACUUCAGUGGAACAAAAAUAUGGAGAAAUGUGUGGAAACCAGUCGAAGAAUGCUCUUCGUAUGUAUGUAUAUACAGUAUAUUAUAUAUGUAUAUUAUACAGUGCAGUAUAUGUAUAUUAUAUAUAUAACAGAAGUCUCCUCACCUCUGAAGGAUUCGAACCCAGGCAACCAGGGCUCCAUGCACCUUGGGGUGUCCAGUACUUUAACCACUAGGCCACACUGACUGUUCAAAAGAAUUAGAAGUCGUCUGACCUUUAACCCGAUUCCUGACAGCUCUUGUUGACCAUUUUGGGCACAGAUAUUUCAUCAAAUCACUUACACAUGCUGGGGACAUGUGAUUUUAUAUAUACAGUGGCACCUCGACAUACGAUUGCCCCUACUUACGAUAAUUUCGAGUUAUGAUGUUAAUUUCAUUGAAAAAUGCGACUCGAAAUCUGAUGGUGUCAUCGACUUCCGAUAUUUGUUG